Molecule: messenger RNA, 1659 nt
Organism: Lachancea nothofagi CBS 11611
Lineage: Eukaryota; Fungi; Ascomycota; Saccharomycetes; Saccharomycetales; Saccharomycetaceae
Source: the annotation of a GenBank genome assembly
AUGUUGUCCCGUUAUACUGCCGUCCGUGCUGCGGCCAGAACGCUCGCCAAGGCGAGCGCUUCGCGCGCCGCCACUGGCGCCGUGAGACCCGUCGCUGCGGCCAUGAUCGCUGGAUCCAGACGCUGCGCGUCGGCCAAGGCCCAGCCAACUGAGGUAUCCUCAAUUCUCGAGGAACGCAUCCGUGGCGUGUCCGAAGAGACCAAUCUCAACGAGACCGGUCGCGUGCUAUCCGUCGGUGACGGUAUCGCCCGUGUGUUCGGUUUGAACAACGUGCAAGCCGAAGAAUUGGUUGAGUUCUCGUCCGGUGUCAAAGGUAUGGCUCUGAACUUGGAACCCGGUCAAGUCGGUAUCGUGCUUUUCGGUUCUGACCGUCUCGUCAAAGAAGGCCAGGUGGUGAAGCGUACCGGCCAAAUUGUCGAUGUGCCAGUGGGACCCGCCAUGUUGGGUCGUGUUGUCGAUGCCCUGGGGGCUCCAAUCGACGGUAAGGGUCCAAUCCAAGCCGUUGGCCGUUCUCGUGCCCAAGUCAAAGCUCCUGGUAUCUUGCCAAGAACAUCUGUGCACGAACCAGUUCAGACCGGUCUUAAGGCCGUUGACGCUUUGGUGCCAAUUGGUAGAGGCCAAAGAGAAUUGAUCAUUGGUGAUCGUCAAACCGGUAAAACCGCCGUUGCCAUUGACACCAUUUUGAACCAAAAGAGAUGGAACGAUGGUUCCGAUGAGUCCAAGAAAUUGUACUGUGUCUACGUUGCUGUGGGUCAAAAGAGAUCUACUGUUGCUCAACUUGUGCAAACUUUGGAACAGCACGAUGCUUUGAAAUACUCCGUCAUCGUUGCUGCCACCGCCUCCGAGGCUGCUCCUUUGCAAUACAUUGCUCCUUUCACCGCCGCCGCUAUUGGUGAAUGGUUCAGAGACAAUGGCAGACAUGCCUUGAUUGUCUACGACGAUUUGUCCAAACAAGCCGUCGCUUACCGUCAACUGUCUUUGUUGUUGAGACGUCCUCCUGGUCGUGAAGCUUACCCAGGUGAUGUUUUCUACUUGCACUCCAGAUUGUUGGAGAGAGCCGCUAAGAUGUCCGAAAAGAACGGUGCCGGUUCUUUGACUGCCUUGCCAAUCAUUGAAACCCAAGGUGGUGAUGUUUCCGCUUACAUUCCUACCAACGUUAUUUCCAUUACCGAUGGUCAAAUCUUUUUGGAAGCCGAAUUGUUCUACAAGGGUAUCAGACCUGCCAUUAACGUUGGUUUGUCCGUGUCCCGUGUCGGUUCCGCUGCCCAAGUUAAAGCUAUGAAACAAGUUGCUGGUUCUUUGAAAUUGUUUUUGGCUCAAUACAGAGAAGUCGCUGCUUUCGCCCAAUUCGGUUCCGAUUUGGACGCUUCUACCAAACAAACUUUGGCUAGAGGUGAAAGAUUGACUCAAAUCUUGAAGCAAGCCCAAUACGCCCCAAUGGCCGCUGAAGAGCAAGUUCCAUUGAUUUACGCCGGUGUUAACGGUUACUUGGACAAUGUCGAAUUGUCUAGAAUUGCCGAGUUCGAGAGCACUUUCUUGCCAUACUUGAAGUCUAACCACGAAGAAGUCAUUUCUGCCAUCAGAGAAAAGGGUGAAUUGAGCAAAGAAUUGUUGGCCUCUUUGAAGUCUGCUACCGAAUCUUUUGUUUCUACUUUUUAA